GUUCUGCCUUUAACAUUUCGGCUUUCGGGCAACAAAACGUGGUUUUGGAGCAACAAAAUAUUUAUUUUGCUCAUUUCGCAAAACUUUGCUAUCGUACGGCGUUAAACUGUAGUGCGUUCGGUUCUGUACCGGUACGGGAAUCGUGGUGCGGUAAAGUUUUCCGAAAUUGAUCGUUUACGGUCAAGCCAGGAACAAUUUAAGUUUUGCUACUCGGGAUUCGUUUCGAUCGGCUGAAUCGAAUCGUCUGGCCGAGCAGAAAAGCAGUGCGGGUUUUCUUGUUCUUCACGUUAAUAUAUUAUCGCGUUUUCUCAGUGCUUCAACUAUAGCUAAGUAGCCAGGAACGGCUGUGCUGUGAGAAAGAAGAACAAACUGAUAGUAGGAAGGAGUUCUCUUCGGAAUAAUUAUCCGUAGGGAAUUGUGAAAACUCGUGAGGUUUUUCCAGUAGUGGUGCUUGAAAAAGCAUCGUUCUUCUGUCCUCGUUGAGCGAUAUCGUGUAAAUUGUUUCGUAAGGAGAAAAAAAAUUCGAUCGUGUGUUUGAGAGAUUUGUUCCGUUUCGUUUUGCUGGUUGAAAACGUGAUUGUGCGAAAUUCUGCCAACUUCGGUGGAGUUUCCUGUGGUUUGAAAGGUGUCUCGGACUGCAAGCAAGAUUAUGUCAUCAGGCUUUUAUUGACAGUGAGAGAGAAAUAUCGAGUGCGUACAAACAUACAAUUCCCUGCGGUGCUUCGGCGGGUGUGGAUCUUCUGUGCUUUCAAGUGUCCGGCCGGUCAAUUUCAUAACAUAGAUACUGCAAUGGCCAGUUCCGGAACGGCUGCAGAAGGCCUCCUCCUCUUCUGAGCUGUACGCACGAAGAGCGAGUGAGAUAGCAAGCCGCAAUACAGGCCAACAUGGAGCGUAAAGUUCGAUAAAGAAGUCGCCCAUCAAGCGCGAAAGAGUACGCACUAGUUCGUAAACCGUCAUCCGUCUCGCUGUAUACAUUUUCAUUUUUUCCACGCACCGGCUUUGACAGUGCACUGCGUAGGAGCAAACGGGACAGCAUUGUCGUUAUUCUUUCUCUUUUUGUUUUGUUUUUAAAUUUCCCACACAGGCUGCCAGAUAUCACCUUCCUGCAGCUGAAAUUCGCCAGUGAAGAAAAAACGCACAACGGAAAAUCAUUGUCCUAUUGUCCAGCAACCGGCAUUACCGUCGUGUUCUAGAUCGACCACUGGUCCAUCGACUUUGGGUGUUCUAGACAGGACUCUGCCACCAAAAUCGGUAUACCUGUCUAAAGAUGGCCACGAACGUUUCGGAAGAAACGGGGACCAGCAACAACAACAACAACAAUGUCGCUCCAAGUUCGGGUUCCUCUUACGCGAAUGUCCUGCUGAACAUCAAGGAGCAAACCCAAAAACAGCUCCAACAGAAUGACAAUAACAAGGAAAAUAUUCGCAGGGAUAAAACCGUAAGUCUCCCGCCUACAGCAACCGGAAGUUCAUCAUCGGAUAUUCCUGGUAAAGAUGGUGGAGGAACGGCAGCGCCCGUUGCAACGUCUGCCAUUGGUGGAGGGGAAGAUCCGGAAGACGACGCCAGUUUUGUACCGGUGGUUUCCCACAGCAAGCGUGACCGUCGUUCAAGACAAAGAGCUGCAGCAGCAGCUGCCUACAAAACUGGGGAGCAGGCCGAUAAAAUGCAGGCUUCAAAGGUUUCCCGGCGUGCGGGAAAAACGGGAGCCGUUGGUAAAGAUUCCACUGAAGGUAAUGGUAACAACGGUGGUGGUUCCACCAGCAAAGAGGAUAAACGAAGAUCUAAGGAUCGGAAAAGAGGUCGUGGUGGACGUGGAGAGUUGGAUAAGGAGGAGCGGAAUUCCGAAAAGGAUCAGGGUGAUACGAGUGCUUCUACUAAGGUUAGCAGUGAGGACGGUUCGGACAGGGAAGUACCGAAAAAGUUCAUCGAAGCACCGCUACCGAAAGUCAAUGCCUGGAAGGUUACUCCAACCGUAGAGCCGAUGCCAAUACCAUCGGGCGAUACUCGCCCUUCGAAAUCUGCCGCCGAACCUUGCCCAACAGCGGCAGCAGUGUUGGGCUCGGCAUCAGCUACAGUCGCUCAAAAGCUGUCCGCUGUACAGUCACUGCCCGAAAAGCGUGUCCUACAGCCGAAGCAGCAACAAACAAAGGCUCAAACUCAGCCCAAAACAGCAGCAGCAGCAGCAGCAUCAGCAGCAGUUCCGCCGAAACCCCCUGUCGAAGCCACAAAAACAGCGCCUCUGCCUAAAGAAAAGAAGCGACCUAGUCAAAAGUCCAACAAUCUCGCGAGCAGUUCCGAUUGGCCUACGCUGGACGGUGGUCAGACAAAGUCGCAUGAAACAAAGAAACAACAAACGACUGGAGGGCAGGUUGUUGAGCCAACAUCCUCUGCAACGGUGAUAGCUACAGCGACAGCAGCUGCUCCGACGUCGGCACGAGUUCUGGAUCAACCUUCUGUAAAGUCAGAAACCGCCUCUAUGUCGAAACCCAGUGAUUCCGUGCCCUCUCAGCUACCAGUGCCGGCCGAUGUACCGUCUAGCGAUGAAAACUCUGCCAAGCCUUCCGUGCCGUCUGCAGCUGUCCCGGAGAUAAACGCAACAACGGCAUCAACAUCUCAACCGCACGUUCCUGCCAAGCAACAAUCCGCUGAGGAUGAUUCUAAUCGUCCGAAAAGCGCAGAUUCCGGUGAUAAUGCUAAUACGGUCAGCAAUCGAAGCAAAGGUCCUCGUCUGAAAUGGGUUCCACUGCCAAUCGAUCUGCCAAAGCAGCGGGCUCGACGUGAACGGACUCCGAGACGUCACCGGUAUGACGACUACGAUGAAAGUGGUUGGCACCAGGAGCGACCGCAUGCUCCUCGUUCAAGUCGUAUUCGUACGGGGCGCGGCGGUGGUCCACCACCAUCCUAUCGAGGUGGCCGUGGUGGAAGACUUUCCCGUGGCGGUAUUAUCCGCAGGGGAGCAAUGUCGACACGAGGCUCAGGAGGUCCCAGACAUGGAGACAGAGAUAGUCAUGGUCAGCCACUAGCCAACGGAGCCGAUUUCGCAAAGGAUUUCAACGGGGUCGGACGGGCCAUCGGGAAGGAGCAGACGGCAUUCAUGAUGCCUUACCUCAGCACGUUCUACUAUAACGGAGCACCCCUGAUUGGCAUGGAUCAGAUGAGCAUCAAAGAGUGUAUCAAGAAACAAAUUGAAUACUACUUCAGUGAGGAAAAUCUGAAUCGUGACUUUUAUCUACGUCGCAAAAUGGACUCGGAGGGUUACUUACCGGUAACGCUGAUCGCGUCAUUUCACCGUGUGCAGGCACUUACUUUGGAUUUGAACAUUAUCAUUACCGCAAUUCAGGAGUCUGAUAAAUUGGAUCUAGUCGAUGACUACAAGGUUCGCACUAAAAUUGAUCCUACAAAAUGGCCGAUAGAUCCAGCGGACAUGGGAACUAAUCACUACGUGUCCAAUGGACCAACCAUGGAUGCAGCUAUUAAAGCUCAGACUGAAAACGUACGACCCGUGGUACCCCUGGCAUCGAAGAUUCUUUCAAGUAUUCCACCUCCGCCAAUGCCACGGAACAUACGAAUCCCAGCUGCACCACAAUCCGCCAUUAAUAAGGUUCCUUCGACAGUCGCUGUGGCAAAUAAUAACGCAACACCUGCACCGUUAUCCAAAACACCAACAACAUCGGAGUCGGAAAAUUUAAACCCCAAUGUGCCAGAGUUCAUUCCUACCAUGGCACUGCGUAAGCAAUCCGCAGGCAAUGUUCCACCGAUUGUUCCAUCGAGCCAGCAGCCGUCGGAUGAAAAAGAAAACAUUUCUCAGGACGCACAGAUUCCAAAAAACGAGCUGGGGAAAUCUAACUCUAGUGACAACGGUAAACUUCCCGCCGCGGCGGAAGCACCCGUUGUUACCGACGAAGCCGAAUUGUGGAAGGAGGUGAAACGCCGAUCUCGCUCGGCUCAACCGCACCAGGCUAAACGUCAGCAGCAGCAGCAGCAACAACAACAAAAGCAGCAGCAAACGCAGCAACGUCGUGAAGAUCAAAAACGAGAUCUUCCGCAAAAAGCUGAACAGCCUCAAGCCACUCUUCCGCAAAAUUCGGCCGUAAAAGCAGCAACAACCGCUGCCACACGACCAUCCCAUCCAGAUGAAGAACGGGAGGAGUUAGAUUUCCAAUUUGACGAAGAACUAGACAUCCCACGAGGGGUUGGUCGUGUGAAUCACUUUACGGACAACUGGUCCGACGAUGACGAUGAGUCCGACUACGAGCUGUCGGAUCACGAAAUUAAUAAACUGCUCAUUGUGACACAGGUUGACAAUCGAGCACCAAAGCACGAUGGUUACGACAGGACGGGUGAUUUUACUACGCGUACUAAAAUCACUCAGGAUCUGGAACAGAUCAUCAACGAUGGACUGCACAACUACGAGGAGGACUUGCUGACAAUCAACUGCCGCCGUGGAGGAAGCAACUACAGAACCAUCAACCUGAUCUCCCAGGAAGAAUUUGACAAGAUUAUUCCAAAGCCACCGAGGGUGUCUCAGGAAGUGCCACCGCCACCGCCGCCGACAUUCGUCGAAACGGAGGAUAUGCUCAACGCAAGCACGGCCAGUGCGGCCCAUCGACACAAGGCACGAUUCUUUGCCGUUAACAAGGAUGAAUUCGUCGAUCCGAUUACUCCGCGCAAACGUAAGACGAGACAUUUGACUAAUCCACCGGUCGAGAGUCACGUCGGCUGGGUGAUGGAUGCGGUGGAACAUCGGCCUCGCACCACUAGCAUGGGCAGCUCAACAGGAACUUCGCCGACGGCUUCCAGCUAUGGUUCCCUACCGCAGAGCUUGCCAACGUUCCAGCAUCCAUCACAUUCGCUGUUGAAAGAGAACGGAUUCACGCAGCAGGUCUACCACAAGUAUCACAGCCGUUGUCUGAAGGAACGCAAACGGAUGGGAUCCGGCCAAUCGCAGGAGAUGAACACCUUAUUCCGGUUCUGGUCUUUCUUCCUGCGGGAGAAUUUCAACAAAACGAUGUACUCCGAAUUCCGCCAGGUUGCCCUCGAAGAUGCGACUGAAGGGUUCCGCUACGGUUUGGAGUGCUUGUUUCGCUUCUACUCGUAUGGUUUAGAGAAAAAGUUUAGACCGCAGCUGUACGAUGAUUUCCAGCAGGAAACUAUUCGUGACUAUGAAAAUGGCCAAUUGUAUGGAUUGGAAAAAUUCUGGGCUUUCCUUAAAUACUACAAAAACGCGUCGAAAUUAAGCGUCGAUCCGAAGUUGAAGGAAUACCUAGACAAGUUCAAAUCCAUCGAAGACUUCCGCGUGUUGGAACCACAGAUCAACGAAAUGCUCGAAGGUGUUGGUAAUCUAAAAUCGUCACCCUCAAAACGACGACCGCGCAGCGUGUCGGAAAGCGAAGGUGUCACUGUGGUAGCCGGUCCCAGCAACGUCAAGCGGGCCUACCAUGCGGGGGCUGGUGGUGCGAAUUCCGGGUCCGGUUCUGGAUAUUCCGGAGGUUACAACCAGGCACAGUACCAUCGAAAAAGGUGCGAUUCGGCUGGCAAUCGUCUGGUGGAUGUAACGAACCGUCCAGGUCCGUCGGGAACUUUGAACUCGCGCAACCGAACUGGUUCGUUUGGAGAUGGUGCAGCUAAGCAUCACUCCGCUGGGGGACGUCCUCGGAGCGGUUCAACCGGUAACAAAGUAGUGCGUGUUCCGAACGAGCGCUUUUCCUUCAAUCGAGCGACCGCGAGCGGAGGUGGACCAUCUGGACCUUCAUCGAGCAAACAGCAAUCCCAGCAAAAGGGACAACACAGUAGCGGUAGCUCGAAAGCCACCGAAAGUGGUGCAAGUGCUGCGGUAACAAGCACUCCAUCAGUGGUGCCAAAAACAGCGACUGGGGCGUCCCUGCCGAGUGGUGCAAAACCUUCGUAAGUGGCUCUUCCGGCGAGGGACAAUCCUGCGACAGAAGGGAUAGAAAUCAAAUCUGUGAACUAACGCUGUGUUGCUUUUGUACACACAAACACACUUGUCCUUACACAAAAAAAAAAAAAAAUUUUCGGCAUAUCGCGCAUUUUCGGUCUUAUAUUUUUGAUGAUACGGAAUUCGUUUUUUACUGUGUAGAAAAUUUUAAUAUCUUGUUCUGAUAGCAGGGUGUAACAAAAUAUCAAUAUUUUCUGAUUGUGAAAAUAGAACGUGAAUGUUUUCACCGCUGAUAUUACCUUUCUCGGCUGAAGGGAUAGACUUCUCGGAUCACAAAGAUGCUUGAAGCAGUUGUACACAAUACACACAAACACACACAAACACAUGCACGGAAAUACACGAACGCUUCGUGAUCGAAAAAUUGUGGAAUAGGAAAUGCUUACUGCCAUCUGAAAUGUUCUCUAGUUAGAUUUUAGAGAACGGCGCCGACUAGAAUGCAAUCGAAAUUGUGCAGGGCAAAGAAAGAAAAAAAGAUGAAAUGUCGCAUCAUUUAAUAAGACUCUUCUGCUCUUCGUUUGAAUGUGCUUUUCUAUUUGCUUCGAGUUUCAGUUUUAAUCGUACAUUCUAUCAUAAAUUAACAAUUGCAAGUUAAUUAGUGAAAUAAAAUCUACUUCCUAUGCACAAACACGUAUACACAUACACACAUACACACAGCCACGCCUAUAUAUUCUAAUCGACAUCGGCAGGAGGGGAAAGUAGACAGUUAAAAGGAGUAACGAAUGGAUUGAGCUUUAGAGUGAUAUCAAAAUACACAAGAAUGAAAAAAAAAAAUAGUG
Wyeomyia smithii (pitcher-plant mosquito) is the source of this 6732-nucleotide messenger RNA. RefSeq names its product la-related protein 1 (gene larp). Gene Ontology annotation, biological process: positive regulation of translation; mRNA stabilization. Lineage: Eukaryota; Metazoa; Arthropoda; Insecta; Diptera; Culicidae. The coding region runs from base 1268 to 5908 and encodes 1546 amino acids. Gene Ontology annotation, cellular component: cytoplasmic stress granule; cytosol. The record is from RefSeq and is a predicted model, not a curated record. Gene Ontology annotation, molecular function: RNA cap binding. The transcript has 9 exons.